Drosophila busckii is the source of this 1877-nucleotide messenger RNA. Its product is annotated as organic cation transporter-like protein. The transcript has 6 exons. Lineage: Eukaryota; Metazoa; Arthropoda; Insecta; Diptera; Drosophilidae. Bases 10 to 1632 code for a protein of 540 amino acids. Gene Ontology annotation, molecular function: transmembrane transporter activity. Gene Ontology annotation, biological process: transmembrane transport. The record is from RefSeq and is a predicted model, not a curated record. Gene Ontology annotation, cellular component: membrane.
CGUGGCACAAUGGACUUCCAAGCUGCGCUGGAGAAAUGCGGCAGCUUUGGGCGCUUCCAAUACGUCAUGUUGCUGCUCUACGGCUACACCAACAUACUCGGCUCAUUGCACUACUUUUCACAAACGCUCAUCACAUUCACGCCGGAGCAUUGGUGCUAUCAUGAGCAGCUGCAGCAGCUGAAUGCCACGCAGUUGCGCGCUGCUUAUGCGAAUAUCAGCCACGCAUCCUGCACCUUGCUGGAGCGCGUGGACAAUGGCACUGGUGUCGUCGCUACAACUGGCCAGUGUGCUCAUUGGAUAUUCAAGCAUGAAAGCAACUAUACGAGCAUUACCAGCGAGCUUGAGUGGGUCUGUGGCAAGUCUCAUCAUGCAGCAGUUGGUCAAUCAUUCUUCUUUCUGGGCUCAGUUGUUGGCACUAUAUUAUUUGGCUAUCUAUCGGAUCACAUAGGUCGACUGCCCACAUUGCUGAUGACAACGCUAUCUGGCGCAUGCGGCGAUUUUAUGACUUCAUUUGUCUACAGCUUGCCCUUGUUUGCCAUUUCGCGUUUCGUUUCCGGCCUGUCCACUGACACUAUGUACUAUAUGAUGUACAUUUUAGUGUUUGAGUAUCUCAGUCCCAAGCAUCGCACGUUCGGGCUCAACAUCAUACUUGCUUUCUUCUAUUGCUUUGGUCUGGUGACUUCACCCUGGGCUGCCAUUUGGAUUGGCAACUGGCGUAAGUAUCUUUGGAUUGCCUCGUUACCAGCGCUAGGCGUGCUGGCCUAUCCGCUGUUCAUUUGUGAGAGCGCGCAGUGGCUGCUGACAAAGCACAGAUACGACGACGCUGUCAAGAGUCUCAAAUGGGUGGCCAAGUUCAAUGGCCGCAAGCUGCAAGAAGCUGAGCUUAAGCAAUUUGUUCAGCACUAUUUUGACAAGCAUAACCAAGAGCAGAAAUCAAAAUACCAUGCAGACACCUUCAUGGGCAUGUUUCGCACUCCACGUCUACGUCGCUUUACGCUCACUUUGAUGCUCAAAUCCGUAAUCAUAACACUAUCGAACGAUGUAAUCCAUCGCAACAUGGAGGGUCUUGGCACAUCGCCAUUCAAGCUAUUCUCCAUAACUUCGCUCAACUAUUUGCCAGCGGGCGUAACAAUUCUGCUGCUGCAAAACAAAAUCGGACGCAAAGGCAUGGCCUGCGGUGCGCUGCUGAUUGGUGGCAUUAUAACCACAGUUACGGGCUAUCUUAUUGCCCAUCUGGACCCAAAACAGAAUGCACUGCUGCUUGCUGUCAUGAUCGGCUUGGGACGCUAUGGCGCCACAGUCAGCUAUGAUGCGGAGAUCCAAUAUGCAGCUGAGAUAAUACCAACUACUGUGCGAGGACGUGCUGUUUCCAAUGUGCACGUUGUAGGAUUGGCCUCCAGCUCACUGGCCUUCUAUGUGAUUUACUUGGCAAAGUUCUACAAGCCACUGCCAUCCAUAUUCAUAAGCUGUCUAAUGUUUUUGGGCGCCGGCCUGUGUCUAACGCUUCCAGAAACUUUAAACAAAAAGCUGCCUGAGAACCUCAAAGAAGCAGAGAACUUUGCCCAAGACGAGCCUUGUCUAUUAUUUCCAUGCCUUAAGAGAAAAACUCAAAGUUUAUCAAAUUCUACAUAAGAAAUAUAUUCGUAUUGAAAAGCGAUAUGAUAUUUUAUAUACAUAUAUUAACAAAUAACUAUAAGCAAACCAGACAACUAUCAAAUUUUGAAUAGUUCUAACUCAGCGUCCAAGCUUACUUUAAUUAUAGCUAAGCUAUAAACAAAAUAGUACACAAUAGAUGACGAAUUUUUCGAAACAAUUAAUUUUGAAAGGCUGCCAGUCUGCGAAAAACAAACGGAUUUUUCUUUUCUAUGCCAUUUUAU